AUGGAACUUGCACCAUGGCUGCUCCUUCUUCUCCUUGCCUCCGUCGCCUCUCCUUCUUCCGCGACCCGUUACAUAAUUCAAGUGGAGGAGCCGGUCGAGCCGCUGCUGACGGAAUCGAGCCUGAAGAGCUGGCAUGAGUCUUUCUUGCCGCCGGCUGUCGAGGAGUCUGGCGCCGAUCGGCGGCUGCUGCACUCCUACAGCGACGUCUUCAACGGGUUCGCCGCCGUGCUAACAGAGGAGGAGCUGCGGGCGGUGGAGAAGAAGAAAGGCUUCGUCCGCACGUUCCCUGACCGCGUGCUGCGCGUGAUGACCACCCACACGCCGGAUUUCCUCGGACUCAAGGUCGGGAGGGGGCUGUGGGACGACUCGAAGCUAGGGAGCGGAGUCAUCGUCGGAGUCCUCGACACCGGAGUGACUCCCGGACACCCUUCCUACGACGACGAGGGAGUGCCGCCUCCGCCCUCAAAGUGGAAGGGCUCGUGCGAGCUGGAGACCGGUUGCAACAACAAGCUCAUCGGCGCCAGGUCGAUGCUCUCGGGUGGGGGCCCUCCCAUCGACGAGGGCGGCCAUGGGACCCACACGUCUACCACCGCCGCAGGUAACUUCGUCCGCAACGCGAGUUACUUCGGUUUGGCCAAAGGCACUGCCGCUGGGAUGGCCCCUCGGGCCCACCUCGCCAUCUACCAAGUCUGCCUCGGCGACGGCAGCUGCAGUACCUCCGACAUCCUCGCCGGGUUGGACGCGGCUGUCAAGGACGGUGUUGACAUCCUCUCUCUCUCGCUCGGCGGCGCUUCCACCCCUCUCGACCAAGAUCCGAUCGCCAUCAGUGCGUUCGCGGCGGCCAGGAAGGGCAUCUUCGUCAGCUGCGCCGGCGGCAACAGUGGACCUAGCUACUACACCCUCUCCAACGAGGCGCCGUGGAUCCUCACCGUGGCAGCCAGCAGCGUCGAUCGAAGCUUCAGGGCUUCCGUGAAGCUUCCCGACGGGAAGGUGAUCGCCGGAGAGUCUAUUGACCAGCCGCGCAACUUCACUAAAAGAUCUCUUCCCUUGUACUACUCUACCGACUCGCCGGCAUGCCUGGAUGCUCCCGCUGAUAGCCACAGGGGCAGCGUCUGGGUCUGCGAGGCUGGCCGCGAAAGUGCCUCAGAUGUUGCGGCGUACGUCAAGUCCCUCGGCGCCAGAGCUUUGAUCUUCAUUUCCUCGGAGGGCCAGGGUGCCACCAUCCCGAUCAGGAGGAUGAACUUCCCCGGAGUAGUGCUCACCGCCCAAGAAGGCUCUGACCUCAUAUCGUAUUUGAACUCCUCCUCCGACCCCUCCGCGUCGAUCGUCUUCAGUAAGACAGUUCUCGGCGUAUCCCCCGCCCCCGUCGUGGCUUACUUCUCCUCUCGUGGGCCGUCGCAGGCAACGCCGGGCAUCAUCAAGCCAGACAUCUCCGGCCCGGGCCUUAACAUCUUCGCGGCCUGGAUUCCUUCUGAAGGCGGCAAUAGUGACAGUCCGCACUACUUUAUCAACUCCGGCACGUCCAUGGCCACGCCUCACCUCAGCGGCAUCGCGGCGAUCUUAAAGGCCGCACACCCUACUUGGUCGCCGGCAGCUAUCAAGUCGGCUAUCGUCACCACGGCAAAUGCCGACGUCUCUGACGAGUUACUCAAGCCGACUAUCUAUUUCACCAAGGGUGCAGGAAACGUCAACCCUAACAAAGCUACCGAUCCUGGCCUUGUUUACGACAUCACCGACGAUGACUACAUUUCCUACAUUUGCGGCAAAUUCGGAAAAGAAGGCGCUAGAAAUAUAGCGCGUGUACCCGUCGAUUGCUCGAAGAGUGUGACGGAAGCGGAGCUCAACUACCCGUCGAUUCUGCUAUCCCCCAAAGGUAGGGCGGCGGUCAAAGUGAGCCGAACGGUAACAAAUGUCGGACCGGCAAGAUCGAGCUACAAUGUGUCGCUGACAAUAUCGAAGUCUGCCGUGUCGGCUACUGUCACCCCCAAGACACUAACGUUCACCAAGCUGAACGAGAAGAAGUCGUUCAGCGUGAGCGCGAAAUGGGCCACCGGCGCACCUCCCCGUACCGGCAAUCCAUUCGUUGAGGGGAAGUUGACUUGGACCUCCGAUGAUGGAAAGCAUGUGGUGACGAGCCCAUUGCUCGUCUCCGCCCUGGAGUGA
Molecule: messenger RNA, 2163 nt
Organism: Zingiber officinale
Lineage: Eukaryota; Viridiplantae; Streptophyta; Magnoliopsida; Zingiberales; Zingiberaceae
Product: subtilisin-like protease 4
Exons: 1
Coding region: 1-2163 (720 amino acids)
Biological process (GO): proteolysis
Molecular function (GO): serine-type endopeptidase activity
Source: RefSeq, a predicted model, not a curated record